AACCAAUCGUCUGUCGAUCUAGAAACGCCACCGAACAGACUCUCGAUUUAUCCCAGAUCUUCCUCCGCUGCUGGAUCAUGUCAGUCUCAACUGCAGAGAUACGAGCAGAGUUGAAAGGUUAGAGAAGCCUGAGCAUGCUGACGAAUCCAGAAAUAGAUUAAAUAUGAAAUGAGAAGAAUACGAGUCAAUUACCUUAAAGUUCCUCUUGCUGAAGCCAAACCAGUGAGGGAAAUCAAAGAGGGCGUCCGAGUAGUACUUGAGGGUGAAGGAGGCGUCUCUCCACACGGGCUCCACUCUCAGUAGUUUGUCACUUUCCAUGUGGAUGUUUUUUGCCGCCCAGUUUUCAAGCGUUUCGGCCAAGUCGAUCUGACAUGAGGAAAAUCAGGAAACCAUCAGCACAUAAGCAUCAUUGCUUUGGCCCAGAUCUGGCUCACAUCAGCAGUUUGCUCCAGAUCUGGACCACGAGUCAACCAAAGGGGACCUGAGUUAGUUUGGUGCUAUUUGGGCCAAAUCCACCAUUUACCACGUUGGCCACUUCAGGUUCACAUCCAGAUUACACCUUUCAAUGUCAGGGAAAUAUUUGUUUCGGGAACAUUUGCCAUUUUUACACGUGGGUUAGGGGCCACAAGAGGGCCGCAUCACCGCCUGAAGUGGCCCACGUCCUGCUAUCAAUGGACAGGGACAACAGAGAGGUUCUGCUCACAUCCACCCUGUAGCUUUCUCCAGCGACAGAAGAGAUGGUCCAGUCCAGGCCUCGCUCCAGCUGCCACUUGAUCAGAGGGUCGCUGCCGUCGAUGGACACCACGUACUGCUGCAGCACUGAAACACAAACCGCCCAUGUGAGCAAACAGGCACAGAGGACUGAAGGAAAACAUGUUGACAUGUGGGCUACGUAAGUGCUGGGCUGUCUUUUGUUAUUUCUCCACCCCGCCCACUGCAAACUGAGUGUGCAGGCCAGCAUGGUGAGUCAGCCCGGCCACCAAACUGCAUGCAGAAAGGCCAGUGGUGCCUUCAAAGACCAUUUCUUUUUCCACUGCAUGAUUAUGACACUGUGAAUUCAUGCUGAAAAGGUUCACUCACCUCUCACUUCAUUCGCUGCCUUGUUGUGGCCGGCUGAGAAGGGUUCCUGGCAGGCAGACGUCAGCAGAUAGAUCCUCUUGGACAGGAGGCUCUUUCUCAUGCUGGUGUACUCCCACAGAUCGUGCAGCUUAACUUUCCUGACACAAAUCAGACAGUUUCUCGUGGGUUUCUCACACAGAGUCACAUAUAUAAAUACAUCUACCCUCAUAUGUGCAGUCUCUGCUCCGGCUCACCUUCCUGGCGAGUUCUGGAAAACUAUUUUCCCUCUGCAGCACUGGAAGUCAUCGAUGAGCACCAGGACCCUCUCCGGGUCGCUGCGGACUCGGUAACCCGAACCUGGGGCCUCCUCCACGGUGAAACCAGCUGGGGGGUCCCGCAGAAACACCUCCACCUCCGUCACUGUCAUCCGGCGGGGGGACGUUUUGUCUGGCGCCAUGAUGUCACUGAUGGUACCUCCUCCUGGAGCCCGCAGCUGUUUAUGUCUGAGUGAGGCUACAGGCUGCAGCUUUAAUACUCCUCCAACACCACGUCAAGUUAGAGGUGGUGACAAGAGAAGGACUUCUGCUCUCCUCCUACCAAAAUAAAUCAGAUGGAUAGCUAGAUAGAUGGAUAGAUAGAAAGAUAGAUAAAAAAUGGAUAGAUAGAUAGAUAGAUAGAUAGAUAGAUAGAUAGAUAAAUGGAUAGAUGGAUAGAUAGAAAGAUAAAUAAAAAAUGGAUAGAUAGAUAGAUAGAUAGAUAGAUAGAUAGACCCACAUACAGGACAAGAAACCACUCAAGAUUUGUGGUCAAGAUUAUAAAGUUAAAAUUCUCAAAUGUAGAGAUUUGCAGUUAAUAUUUUAAGUCGGUUGAUCUUCUACUCAAUGUGUCAAUCAGAAGAUUAAGAGGAAACGGAUUCAAGUUAUUUAAGUACCUCUGUCGUGGAAUUGUCACUUUGGUAAAAAUAAAAACCUUGAUUGAAAUGUUCAUUUAUAAACAAUAACUACAAAUUAAUAAGAUGUAGUAAUAGUUAUAUUCACAUAACAUAUAUUUUUUGCCGUUCUGCAAUUUUCCAGCAAUACAAAGUGAAGAUAAGACAAAAAAGAAGAUCCAGAUAUAAUAAAUUAUGUGUUUUUGAAGUUUAAAUAUACACAUAAUGGUAACUGGUCUUACCCUUCUAAGAAGACAUCACUAGACUUUUACUUUGAAGAUACAUGUAUUUACUUCCUAUUUCAUUCACUCCACAAGUCUUCCAAAGGCUCUCUCAUAUUUUACAACUGAUCAAGUGUUUCAGUCAAGGCUGAAGGAAGAUUCACGACAUGGUCGAACUUAAAACCACCGAUAAUUAAGAAACUAAUUACAAAUACACAAACACAACAGAAUGGCUUUUUAGGACUUCUGAUGGUGGAAUAUACGAAACCCCCUGAAGGCAACAUUUGGCCUUGUGCUUGGAAAUAACAAGAGACAUAUUAUGAGACCAAGGGGAAACUUGUAAACUCUGGUGGACAGUGAGUCACCUGAAGGCCUUGGUGCUGCAGGGACAGUUGGUCUCAUGUGCUGCAUAUUUGACUUUCACACCAACGACUUCUCUGAUCACAGUUUGUACAACCAGUGUUUGCUCAAGCCUCGAUUUCCUGGAUCUGUCGACACAGAUUUACAGAAAAUCACACACCUUGUUGAGUUCAGACUCAUGAAUCAUCUCUGGUUUCAUUGUUCUUUGGUAAGUUUGAACAGUCUCAGCCUAUGUACAUAAGAACUUUUACUUUCAUUCAAACCUCCAUUGAAAGCGGCUUUUUCAUCUCAGCCUACGUUCACAUUAUUUGCAAAAAAAUGUGACCAGUCACAGCUGUGGUUUCACAGCAGCAGCCGCCUGUUUAAUUUGCGUGAUUCCAUGUUUAGCCACUUUGACUCAUUUGUUCUAGAUUUUUCCACUGGUCUGAAUGGCCAAGGACAGAAAAUAGUUUAUUUCUGAUGCCGCUGCCACAGCUGAGACAGUAAAUGGUUCCUGUGCGUCACUGGGAAUCAAAAACCAUGAUGGUUUCACAGACAACGAGGCAGAGAAAGAGUGUCUCAGCUCAGCUGAUCUGCAGUGGUGGUGAACUGGUGUCCGCCAGAGGUCGCUGCAGCUCCACAGUGCUCAGCCGCUGUUAGCAUGUAGCUAACACGUUCCAUCGGCCGCCCUGAAAACACGGAGAUUUUAAACGGAGCCGAGGAGGAGUGAUGUCGCUCCGGGAGGUGACGGCGGGAUGUAAACUGUUCACUGCCCUGCUUCUGAUUCUGGGUCCCCCUGCUGAAGACAGACACACUGGCUGUGCUCAUGCGCUGGAGCAGCAGGAGCCCGCUGCACGCGGAGCUGCUGAACUCGAGGAGGUGGUCUUUGUGAUCCAGAGCCAGAGGAACUCCUACCACGCCCGUCGAGGGGUUCAGAGGAGGGCGGAGAUUCUGCAGCAGGCGGCUGAACUUGGACAGGUUGUUCCGGUUGUUCUUCUUCUUCAUGAGCUGUCGGCGUUUGCAGGGGAUUGGAGUAUCCUGCCUGCGCUUCCCCAUCUCUCUGCCACAUUCGGCCAAUCAGCUUCCUGGUUUUUCUUCAUAGAAGAGGAAACCAGAGUCUCACUGGCUGCUCUGCUGCAGGUGCUCCACAGGUAUCAAGUCCACGAGGAAUGGUUUCUGGGUAAACGGCUCCAUGACAGCGAGGCUUCCAUCAUCCACCAUUAUGCUUUCUCUGAAGACCCCAGUUCCUUUGGUUACCCUGACCCAGCAGCAGGCUGGGCUCUCAGCACCCCCCUGCUCCACAGACUCACUGAGCGGAUCCAACACGGGAGUCUGAAGUCAGACUUUACCAUCGACUUGAAGCAUGAGAUUGCUUUGUUUAUUUGGGACGAAGGAAAAGGUCCAAAGCUGACAGCAGUUCCAGAGUUUUGCACAGAGCCGAGAGCAAACUGCGCUACCACAUUUACAACCUACCUGCCUAACUGUGGAGGUUCGGUCUCGAAGGAUGACGUAUUUGUUGCUGUGAAAACUUGCCAGAAAUUCCACAGGGAGCGAGUGCCAGUGGUGAAAGCAACAUGGGAGAGUGACGCCGGGUUUCUGGAGUAUUACAGCGACGUCAUUGACGCCUCGAUACCCACCAUCAGCCUGGGAGUGCCCAACACCGAGAGAGGACACUGUGGGAAGACAUUUGCCAUCUUGAGGCGGUUCCUUAGAGACACUGGGCCAAAGGCUGACUGGCUUCUCAUUGUUGAUGACGAUACACUCAUCAGUUUACCCAGGUUGCGGCGACUGCUGCGCUGCUAUGAUCCAAAGGAAGCGGUGAGCCUCGGGGAGAGGUACGGCUACAGCCUGAUUAACCACGGAUACAGCUACACCACAGGAGGAGGAGGGAUGGUGCUAAGUAGGCCUGCAGUCUCCAGGAUCGUCUCCAGUGGUUGUAGAUGCUACACUGAUGAUGCUCCUGACGACAUGGUGCUGGGCCGGUGCUUCACUUCCCUCAAUGUCCCCAUCACACACAGUCCACUGUUCCACCAGGCCCGACCAGAUGACUACAACCACACGCUGAUCUCCUUGCAGCAGGCCAUCUCCUUCCAUAAGCACUGGAACGUAGAUCCCGUGGCCGUCUACAGACUUUGGCUGCAGGAAACGCCCCCACGAGAUGAGCUGUAGAAACACGGCACAGUAACAAACUGUGCAAUGGAUGGCAGAACAUUACGGACAGGGUGCGUUUCUCCAGAGCUCAUCAUCUUGGACAAACAAACUGCACAUUCAAAUGACGUCUGAAUAACUUUACCCUGAAAGGAGUUUUGCAAAACAAAAAUUUUUAAUGCAGCAACGUGUGUAUGAGGCUUUAGAUAUAUAAUUUAUUGAAGAGUGAUUAUUUCCAUGUAUUAUUUUUAUGUUUGACAAGCAUCGUUUUGACUUGCUAACCAGAUCUUUGCAUUUUUCCUGAUUGAAUUUCUGUUUGUUUUGUAUCUGUGAAGAAAAAGGUUUACCAAGUCGAUAAUAACCGCGAGUGAUUCUCUGAAGGAGGAUUUUUCAAUAGAAUUUAUUAGAAUUUAAUAUAUUUGUGAGGCUGUCUGUGUGAGUGUGUGUGUGUGUGUGGGUCUGUGUGUCAGUAAGGGUGGAUGCGUGUGGACGGAUGUGAGAGUAAUUAUGACCACAGCUGGCGUUUCCUGGAGUUAUAUGGACAGAAAAUAAAACAUUAAUCCAGUUGGAUAACCAACUUU
Pleuronectes platessa (European plaice) is the source of this 5276-nucleotide messenger RNA. It is a transcript of the gene b3glctb, whose product is annotated as beta 3-glucosyltransferase b. Lineage: Eukaryota; Metazoa; Chordata; Actinopteri; Pleuronectiformes; Pleuronectidae. Gene Ontology annotation, cellular component: membrane. Bases 3277 to 4716 code for a protein of 479 amino acids. Gene Ontology annotation, molecular function: acetylglucosaminyltransferase activity. The record is from RefSeq and is a predicted model, not a curated record. The transcript is spliced from 17 exons.